AAUGUCACGUGAAACUCCAUCAUGUGACUGACGGAAAGGCAAGAUGGCGGCCACGGGAGAGGAGGCUGCUGCGAUGGAUAGCAUCUCCAGAGUAGCUCCGGCCCAUCCUACCGUCCUCAGCCUGGGAGGGAGCUCCGAAACCCGGGGAGAGCCUGGCGAGACUGCUGCUGACGGCCAGGUUGUGCCCGCUGCGCCCAAGAAGCCUACCAGCAGCAGUGACGGUGGGGUGGAGACUGCAGAGGAGGCUGUAGAACCAGACAUCAAUGAGCUCUGUACAGACAUGUUCAAUAAGAUGGCGGUCUUCCUACAAGGAGAACUCACAGGCACCUGUGAGGACUACCGUCUGCUGGAGAAUAUGAACAAGCUGACCAGUCUGAAGUACAUGGAGAUGAAAGACAUCAGCAUUAAUAUCAGCAGGAACCUGCAGGACCUCAACCUCAAGUACGCCAGCCUCCAGCCCUAUCUAGACCAGAUAAACCAGAUUGAGGAACAAGUGUCGUCUCUGGAGCAGGCUGCUUAUAAACUGGACACCUACUCCAAGAAGCUUGAGGCCAAGUUCAAGAAACUGGAGAAGCGAUGAUGAAGAGUAAAUAUGGAAGAAGAAUAUAAGGAAAGGAGGAAGAGGGGUUGAUGGAGGAGGCCUGAGGGGGUACUGGUCCUCCUUCUCCCCGUCUGUAGACUAACCCAUUUGAUCUGAGGAAGCAAGACCCACAUCUUUACAACACCAGCCUUAUAUAGAGAGGUGUGAGGUAGCCUGGGGUUGGUUGGAGGGAUAUCCCAGAUGUUAGACCUAGUAUUAUAAUUUUUGUUGGCUCAUUAAAGUUGCUUGUAGAUGGGGCUUUGGGUUGUUUAUUGAGGCCAUAUUCCUGUUAGCAACAUUCCAGGCCGCUCUGUGUCGUCCUGUCACAAUGACAAUUUACUUCCUGGAUUUAGUGAAUUGACCCCUACCUUGGUGCACACUACCCUAGAAUCACCAACCUCCUUCUAACCUUGAAGUUACACAGCUAAGAAGAUGACAACUAAAUUCACUUUUCUACUGAUGGACUUUAGCGUCUUUAAAUGUUUUCCUCUGCUGGAAUCAUGAACUGAAUUCAAACCUUUUUUAUAAUCUUUAUAAUACUUUUUUGCUUGUGUAUACUAAUGUCCCUUAAAAGCAUUGCCAUACAUGUUUGAUUGCAGCAUGUGUAAAAUGUAUCUUCUGAAAACAUUCACUUUGAACUAAUAAUACAUCUGUGAAGGAAA
Messenger RNA from Salvelinus fontinalis (brook trout), 1242 nucleotides. RefSeq names its product biogenesis of lysosomal organelles complex-1, subunit 2 (gene bloc1s2). The record is from RefSeq and is a predicted model, not a curated record. Gene Ontology annotation, biological process: lysosome localization; endosomal transport. The coding region runs from base 44 to 580 and encodes 178 amino acids. Gene Ontology annotation, molecular function: gamma-tubulin binding. The transcript has 5 exons. Gene Ontology annotation, cellular component: BLOC-1 complex; BORC complex; gamma-tubulin complex. NCBI's taxonomy places the organism in Eukaryota, Metazoa, Chordata, Actinopteri, Salmoniformes, Salmonidae.